UUAGGUUGAGCUCGUGCGCACGGGGUUGGAGUCGGUUGGCCGCGACGUUCUCACACGCCUCUGAGCAUCACUGAGCAAAAUUUGGAUCAAUUCGCUGCCACCAGCACAAAACUGAGCACCAUGUUCCAGUUCCAUUCAAAUCACCAGUGCUAGGAUGAAGGGCUCACACUCGGUGAAAAGGCACCAAACCACCGUUCAUACCUCUCACAAUGACGGCCGCAACGAGGUCUCCUCGAGGCCUGGCCGCGCAGGCGCUCGCUGCCGGAUCUCCAUCGCCUCGUGCGCCGACGAGCAGCCGCACAUCGGCAACUACCGGCUGCUCAAAACCAUCGGCAAGGGCAACUUCGCGAAGGUCAAGCUGGCACGUCACAUCCUCACAGGCAGAGAGGUUGCCAUCAAAAUCAUCGACAAGACACAGCUGAAUCCUACCAGUCUUCAAAAGCUCUUCAGGGAAGUCAGAAUAAUGAAGAUUCUGAACCAUCCAAACAUUGUGAAACUGUUUGAGGUGAUAGAGACCGAGAAGACACUCUACCUGAUCAUGGAGUAUGCCAGUGGAGGGGAGGUGUUCGACUACCUCGUAGCACACGGCAGGAUGAAGGAGAAGGAGGCCAGGGCUAAAUUUAGACAGAUUGUGUCUGCUGUGCAGUACUGUCAUCAAAAACACAUCGUACACAGAGACCUCAAGGCAGAGAACUUACUCCUGGACGCCGACAUGAACAUCAAGAUCGCGGACUUCGGCUUCAGCAACGAGUUCACCAUGGGCAACAAGCUGGACACGUUCUGCGGCUCCCCGCCCUACGCCGCCCCGGAGCUGUUCCAAGGGAAGAAGUACGACGGACCCGAGGUGGACGUCUGGAGCCUGGGGGUCAUCCUGUACACGCUGGUCUCAGGGUCACUGCCCUUUGACGGCCAGAACCUCAAGGAGCUGAGGGAACGUGUUCUCAGGGGGAAAUACAGGAUCCCAUUUUACAUGUCCACCGACUGCGAGAACCUCCUCAAGCGCUUCCUGGUUCUGAACCCAGCCAAGCGUGGUACUCUAGAGGUGAGGGAGGAAGGCCCAAAUCAAAUCAUGAAGGACCGGUGGAUAAACGCAGGCUGUGAGGAGGACGAACUGAAGCCCUUCGUGGAGCCAGAAACAGACAUCACGGACCAGAAGAGAAUAGACAUCAUGGUGGGGAUGGGCUACAGUCGGGAGGAGGUCACGGAGUCUUUAACAAGGAUGAAGUAUGAUGAGAUCACGGCCACGUACCUGCUACUAGGCAGGAAGUCCACAGAGUUGGAUGCCAGUGACUCUGUCUCAAGCAGUAAUCUGUCUCUGGCCAAGGCGCGGCCCUCCAGCGAGCACAACAACAACGGCCACUCUCCAGCCCACCCCAAGGCCCAGCGGUCCGUCUCCGGCACCCAGAAACAGAGACGCUACAGCGACCAGGCCGGUCCAUCCAUUCCCUCGGUGGUCUACCCCAAGAGGAGCCAGACCACUUCGGCCGACAACGGUGACCACAAAGAGGACGCGGGUGCCCAGCCCCGGAGGUCUGGCUCGUCGGGGGGUCGCAGCGGCGGAGCGCCUGCCAGUCCCCUGUUGGGUAAUGCCAAUAACCCGAACAAGGCUGACAUCCCCGAUCGAAAGAAGGGCUCCACCACACCCACUUCCAGCGUCGCGUCAUCGGGCAUGACGAGGAGGAACACGUAUGUUUGUAGUGAGAGGAACACCUCGGAACGCCACUCUGUAAUCCAGAAUGGAAAAGAAAACAGCAUGGGUGAAAUGUCGGCAGCGUGUGCAACUAGCCCCUCUGCUGACACCAAGGCCCUGACAGCCUCAUCAGCUUCGGUCCGCCUGCGCCACCAGAAGGCAGCAUUCCUGUCGGCUUCGGGCCACACCUGCCGCCAAACGUUGUCACCUAACGAUGGCGACUUCUUCGGGCCUAAUACUACGUCAUCGUCUGGCCAGCGGAACCCUGGUGGCGCCUCCACCCACAGCAUCAGCAGCGGCGCCACGCCCCCGGACCGGGGGCGUUUCCCGCGAGGCACUGCCAGCCGGAGCACUUUCCACGGCAGCCAGCUGCGGGAGCGCCGCACCGCCACCUACAACGGCCCGCCGGCCUCGCCCACGCUCUCGCACGACGCCACGCCCCUCUCGCAGGCCCGCAGUCGCGGGUCCACAAACCUCUUCUCUAAGAUCACCUCCAAGCUCACGCGCAGAAACAUGUCUUUCAGGUUUAACAAAAGGGUACCCUACUGGGCUCUAAAUGUGGCUGCCAAUCGAGGUGAUGAUUGAAAGAGGGCUCGUUGCAGGACGGAGUACAGGUACCAAAUACCCCCCACCCAGGUUUAGAGAAUUCCUCCCCAGCAUCCUCUCUGUCUUUGCAUUAGUUCCCUAAAAGCUAUCCUUGUCCAGCUUUGGAACCUGUCCCACAGUAUUUUCUAAAAAUGUUUUCCCUUUAUUGGCUAGAUAGCUGAACCUAGAACUGGUGAGACGUUGUUGGGUGUGUGAUUUGCUGACUCACUGGUCUUGUUAAACUACAAACAGGUGGACCCGUACAGAUGCUGUUUUUACCGGGUUCAGGUUUGGGUCCAGCACAAACCCACGUGUAGUAGUUUCAAAGGGAAUUUUUUAUUCCUUGGUGCAACAGAGGUUUUCUCUCAAUGACCAUUGAUGUCCUUCAGAUGUGGCAUGACUGUUCAGACUUCUGGUUUAGCUGUUAAGCGUAGCCACUUGCAAUGCUUUGUGGACUGUUAAGCGUAGCCACUUGCAAUGCUUUGUGGACUGUUAAGCGUAGCCACUUGCAAUGCUUUGCGGACUGUUAAGCGUAGCCACUUGCAAUGCUUUGUGGACUGUUAAGCGUAGCCACUUGCAAUGCUUUGUGGACUGUUAAGCGUAGCCACUUGCAAUGCUUUGUGGACUGUUAAGCGUAGCCACUUGCAAUGCUUUGUGGACUGUUAAGCGUAGCCACUUGCAAUGCUAUGUGGACUGUUAAGCGUAGCCAUCUUAAAAGCUCUGUAGUUCACUGCUCUCUACUGUCUAAGUGUAGUACAAUAAUCUCUGCUUCACCAGUUCUAGUGUCUUCCUGGGAACUCCAGUCCAUAAAGCCUCUCUAAGAAUCCAACAACCCUGCCUCUGUCCCUAAUUCUGUCUCUAUCCUCAUCUUGUUUCUCACAGACAACCAGGUCCAGUCUUUAUCAGCAUGACUCUGACUGAAUCCACACAGAUGGUUGUUUCUUGUGUGAUUGAGUGUCUCCAUGAGGAUGUUAAAGGGACACUGUAGAAUCCUGCCUCAAAACAAUAACACAACUUGCCUUGUCUUCCCUUACCGAACGAGACCGGUAUAGUGCCAGCUAGUCCAGGGUGGUUUAGGGUGGGAAGGACAGUACUGCGAGUGUCUAAAGUGAUAUAUGGGCGAUUACAAAUCUUUGCAAACUGACAGAUGGAGUGGUGAAGGUUUAAAUGGGGAAUAUGUCAGUCAGUCGGAUUUAAUUAAAGAAGAAAAAUAGUUGAAACAUUAGCCUAAAACAUUAACUGCAAAAUAAAUAGUAAUGUUUGCUUAUUUUUGUGGAAGCAGACAAAUUAAAAUAGUAGUAAAUAUGACCCCUAAGUGUGUGUGUGGGUCUAUAUACAGUGGUUUAAAAUAGGAUUUCUUAGCAUUUUUGCAUACGUUUUACACCAAAUGUUGCCAGUUCAGUUUAUCAGCAUAAAUGCUUCCUAUUAUUACUGAUUAGUGUUUUAAAGCCCCAUGGAGAAACAAUAUCACUUUGCCUAGGUGACGUUUUUGAACAUGAACUUUGUUUCAGAUCCUGCUUUUACCUUGAAUGGACUUUGACUAGGCCUUUGUAUAUUGCUUGUUCCUCGCCGGGUAGACUUCUUGUGUUUUGGAUGAUUGUCAUGUUACGUGUCCCAGCUGCACUUCAGCACACGGGUGACCUGACUUUCUACUGUAGAAUUCUCUGAUACGUAUGGUCUCUUUAAAAAUGGCCUGAAAUUUCGGUCUGAUGCAGCAGGACUCCGAACAACCCAAACCAUAACACUGCCACCGCCAUGCUUAACAGUUUGGCUCCUAAUGAGGAAGGACGUGUUGUUUUUCCACAAGACAUAACCGUGCCUCUGUAUGCCAAAACAUUUCACUUCUGACCCAUUUCCAUCGCAUUGUUCCGAACCUCAUGAGGAUCACCCGUGUGUUUUUGGCAGCCGCAUUAUUCUUAGUAGUACCUUGCUACUCCGCCACAAAUCAGAGUCUUUCACAUGGAGUCAUGCACAUUGAGAGGUCUGCAGAUUCCUGGACAUUGUUCUUGAGUUCUUUGUGACUUCCAGGAUGUUUUGACUGAUUCAGUAGAACUCUAAAACCUUAGGUAUGACUGUCAACACUUUUGAAUCUGAUGGGCACAAACAGAGUUUAUUAAAGUCUUCAAGAAUUUGUUGUAACGUUUUGUAACCUGUGGCGCGGACAACCUCGCUCAGAUGGUCAUGGCAGUAUUACUCUAAUUUAUAUUGGCCUGGACCGGCCCAAGUCAAGCCUGGUAGUUAACCAAAGAACUUAUCAUCUCUGGUCAUUGUGAUGGCAUUUUCAAGAAUUUACACAAAUUACGCUUUAAUGUCCUCUGACUCCUAUAUUCUACUGAAUCCAGAAAUGGAUCAGACCAAGCUCAAUGUGAAAACUGUGUAAAAAUGCAUAAAAUUAGACUGGGAUCAAAUAUUUGUGUAUGGCCCUUUUCAUUUAUUUCUUUAUAUAUCUCAAUCAACUUGAUUGAAUGAAUAUUCUGUAUAACUUAGUCAUUUGUAUGUAUGGUGAUCUGCAUGUUAUGUCUGCACACUCUCCAAAAGGACCCAAACCUUUCCAUGUCCUCCCGGGUUACCAAAGAAAAUGGAUAAUGAAACUGACUGAAACGGCAUGCUAGCACUGAGGACAGGAAGUCCAACAUUGACCCACGGGGUCCGAUUGGUGCCUUUCUAUGUCAUCACACCUCACAGGGCGUCUCGGCUGUUCGCGUGUCUUACACUUCUACUGGUGGUGUAAAACGUGCGGCCGCCCGACCUGUCUUCAUGGAAUCGAUGCGUUUUAACACCUCCUUCCUUGCAAUACUGUCUUUUCCCCCACUAUUCCACUCUCAAGUUUUCCUUCCUUAAUGUCUCACAGUAGAGCAAUUUUUCCCCCAUCCCGUGACAGUAUUUGUCUUCUGCAACAUUCUUAACAGGAAGGUUAGAUCUGAUUUUUCUCUCAUUCUCUCUCCCUCUCUUCCUCUCUCUGUGCUCUCUAAUGCCCCCCCCCCCACCCCGGUA
This is a messenger RNA of Esox lucius (northern pike), 5269 nucleotides long. Its product is annotated as MAP/microtubule affinity-regulating kinase 3. Gene Ontology annotation, molecular function: protein serine/threonine kinase activity; ATP binding. Gene Ontology annotation, biological process: protein phosphorylation; intracellular signal transduction. The record is from RefSeq and is a predicted model, not a curated record. Gene Ontology annotation, cellular component: plasma membrane; cytoplasm. Lineage: Eukaryota; Metazoa; Chordata; Actinopteri; Esociformes; Esocidae. The transcript is spliced from 18 exons. Bases 155 to 2275 code for a protein of 706 amino acids.